This is a messenger RNA of Camponotus floridanus (Florida carpenter ant), 1050 nucleotides long. RefSeq lists its product as uncharacterized. The transcript has a single exon. Gene Ontology annotation, molecular function: nucleic acid binding. Lineage: Eukaryota; Metazoa; Arthropoda; Insecta; Hymenoptera; Formicidae. Bases 1 to 1050 code for a protein of 349 amino acids. Gene Ontology annotation, biological process: DNA integration. The record is from RefSeq and is a predicted model, not a curated record.
AUGCGUUUUGCGAACAAGUGCCGCAAAAGGAGUCAAAUUUCACGCUCCUCAAAAAUUCAAGGUCAAGCUUUAUCGGAGGCGGAAUACCGAAACGCACGUCAAUUUUGGUUCCGAGUCAUUCAAGCGGAAACAUUCUCAGAGGAACUUCAGGCACUCAGGAGCAAUCAAUCACUCCCAUCAAGAUCGCCGCUCACAGCGCUGCAACCUUUUCUAGACGAAGAGAAAAUUAUUCGAAUCAGCGGACGUCUCAGACAUUCCGCGCUUUCGUUCGCCGCUAAAAAUCCAAUACUAUUAGCUCCUCAUCCGAUAGUCAAGCUUAUCAUACGACACGCUCACGUUCGAGCGCUACACGCUGGCGUUCAACUGACAUUAGCCACUAUACGCCAAGACUAUCGGAUUCUCCAAGCGCGAACGCAGGUCAAGCAGAUUAUACAUCAAUGCGUUAAUUGCGUAAGAGAAAAGGCCGAAGUUCCCACGCAAUUAAUGGGCGAUCUUCCGCAAACUCGAAUCUCCACGCCCGCUCGAGCUUUCAGCCAUUCUGGGAUAGAUUAUGCAGACCCCAUUUUCACUCGCGCAUCAUCAGGUCGUGGAAUUCCGUCACGAAAAAGCUACAUCGUUCUAUUUAUCUGCCUAGCUUCCAGAGCUGUUCAUUUGGAAUUAGCGAGCAAUUAUUCCACCGAAGCGUUUCUCGACACGUUCUCUCGCUUUUGCGCUCACCGCGGUCUACCGUCCAUGAUGUAUUCUGAUAACAGUACCACAUUCGCGGGAGUCGACACCGAAUUAUCAAAGGCUUACCAGAACGAAAUGCGUAAUUCCGAUUUCCAGAGUAAAAUUGCGACUGGCAAUAUUCGCUGGCAAUUUAUCCCUCCCCAUGCCCCGCAUUUCGGCGGGCUUUGGGAAGCCGGAGUUCGCAGUGUCAAACAUCACUUGCGACGGAUUCUGGGCUCUCAUACUCUAACUUACGAAGAGUUUUUUACUCUCCUCUGCCGCAUUGAGGCCUGCCUCAACUCCCGACCCCCCUAUCAGUCCAUUCACAGAUACUCUAGAUAA